Molecule: messenger RNA, 1387 nt
Organism: Cephus cinctus (wheat stem sawfly)
Lineage: Eukaryota; Metazoa; Arthropoda; Insecta; Hymenoptera; Cephidae
Product: RCC1 domain-containing protein 1
Exons: 7
Coding region: 283-1335 (350 amino acids)
Source: RefSeq, a predicted model, not a curated record
CGAAGAUAGUAACAGGUUAUGUCGGUGCAGUAAAAAUAUUCUUUUAAGGUGCCUUAAAAGUGGAAAGACUGGUGCGUGUCCUUUGAGUGCACAAGUGCAUAGGUGCAUCGCGUCAAGUACAUUUUUUACCAUUUUCGUGAAGGUUUCGAGCGCUUGAAAACACUCGCGAAGACGUAAAUUUAUGUCGGCGGGCGACCCGCAACGUUCCCUAUCCCGUGGCGUUCUGUGUUGUUUGUUUCGUAGCUAGGACGAGUGGCUCCAUCUUGCGUAAGCGACCGGAAUAUGACACUUUAUUAUGCAGGAUUUAAUGGAAGUCCUAUGUUCUCACACGGCGAUACUGUAAUAACGAUUACUGAAAAGUUUACAAAAAUUACGUUUCAAGGAAUUACAGGACUUGAAAUCGGCUGGAAUUAUUUUCUCUUGUGGCGAGAUACGAAUUUGUAUAUUACGGAAAUGGCUUCCGGUGAUGACUCUAGCACGAAAAAGGAACUGCAAUUGUUAGAGAUACCAGAAGACUCGUCCUGGUGUAAACGCGCUGUGGCCGGAAAGGAAUACGUUGUUAUAUUAUCCUCAAGGAACGACGUUUGGCGAUAUAAUAUUUAUGAACGACUAUGGCGGAAAGUGCAAAAUUUUAUUCCAACGAAUGAAGAUUCAGAGCCUGAAUAUACUAUUGAAAUAUCGCAUGGCGGUUCUACGGUAGUGGCGCUUACCAAUUUAGUUAUUUAUGUUUUAGGACGCAUUUUUAAUAUUCCAAUGUUGGCCAAUGUACCGAAGAGAGUUAAAUUUGUUGAUGUUGCUUGUGGAUUUGAUCAUACGAUUCUAUUAACGGAUAAUGGCGAAAUCUACUCAAUGGGAAUGGGCACAAGAGGUCAACUGGGUCAUGGUGAUCUUGAAGAUUGUGACAAUCCAAAAAUCAUAGAGGCUUUGGCUGGUCUUAAAGUAGUACAAAUAUCAGCAGCUGGUUGGCACAGCGCUGUAGUCACAGAUCAGGGCGAUCUUUAUACAUGGGGUUGGAAUACAAUUGGAGAACUUGGAAUUGAUACUGAAGAUACCAAAAUCUUUGCAACCCCUACAAUAGUCGAUUUUAAGGACGGACUGGGUGAGAUUUUGGAUUCGACUGUCAAAAAGGUUCAGUGUGGGAAUGUAUUCACGAUCUGUCUAUUAGAUAAUGGAUCACUUUGGGGCGCUGGAUCAAACAAAUAUGGACAGUUAGGACAGUCAAGAAACGAAUUAAUAAGUUCAAAAAUAUUUGUAAAAUUGAAAAUUGAUUUCGAUGAAAAGUCUGUGAGAGAUAUCAAAUGUCACGAGUGGGGAUCCCUUGUCAGCACGGAUUGAAUGUUAUAUGAGGUGUCAAAAAUGUAAUAAUCAAAUGGGAUUCCAGAACAUA